GUUAUGCUUACUCACCCUUUCCACGUUGGUCUACAUAUUUUCAGCUUUGGAAAAAUGUAAUAUUAAACUAUACAGCAGAAGUACCUCUUAGUGUCAGAGCGCAACAAACACAAUUACUUCUAAAGUAUGGUCUUUCCGCACCUUUCUACACAUUUUUGUG
Messenger RNA from Acaulospora morrowiae, 160 nucleotides. NCBI's taxonomy places the organism in Eukaryota, Fungi, Glomeromycota, Glomeromycetes, Diversisporales, Acaulosporaceae. The record is from the annotation of a GenBank genome assembly.